AUGAGCGGACAAACGAGUAGUCCGGGCGGAGGAGGCAUGGGCGGAGGAGGUAUGGGCGGAGGAGGCAUGGGCGGAGGCAUGGGCGGAGGAGGCAUGGGCGGAGGCAUGGGCGGAGACAUGGGCGGAGGAAGCAUGGGCGGAGGAAGCAUGGGCGGAGGAAGCAUGAGCGGCGGAGGCAUGGGCGGAGGAGGCAUGGGCGGAGGAAGUAUGGGCGGAGGAGGCAUGGGCGGCGGAGGCAUGGGCGGAGGAGGCAUGGGCGGAGGAGGCAUGGGCGGAGGAGGCAUGGGCGGAGGAGGCAUGGGCGGAGGAGGCAUGGGCGGAGGAGGCAUGGGCGGAGGAAGCAUGGGCGGAGGUGGCAUGGGCGGAGGUGGCAUGGGCGGAGGAGGCAUGGGCGGAGAAAACAUGGGCGGAGGAGGCAUGGGCGGAGGAGGCAUGGGGGGAGGCAGCGGGUCAUCAGCAUGCACGUUCAUGUCCUCUCAUCUCUUCCCCUCACGCAUUGGUUUCCAUCUCUUCCCCUCACGCAUUGGUUUCCAUCUCUUCCCCUCACGCAUUGGUUUCCAUCUCUUCCCCUCACGCAUUGGUUUCCAUCUCUUCCCCUCACGCAUUGGUUUCCAUCUCUUCCCCUCACGCAUUGGUUUCCAUCUCUUCCCCUCACGCAUUGGUUUCCAUCUCUUCCCCUCACGCAUUGGUUUCCAUCUCUUCCCCUCACGCAUUGGUUUCCAUCUCUUCCCCUCACGCAUUGGUUUCCAUCUCUUCCCCUCACGCAUUGGUUUCCAUCUCUUCCCCUCACGCAUUGGUUUCCAUCUCUUCCCCUCACGCAUUGGUUUCCAUCUCUUCCCCUCACGCAUUGGUUUCCAUCUCUUCCCCUCACGCAUUGGUUUCCAUCUCUUCCCCUCACGCAUUGGUUUCCAUCUCUUCCCCUCACGCAUUGGUUUCCAUCUCUUCCCCUCACGCAUUGGUUUCCAUCUCUUCCCCUCACGCAUUGGUUUCCAUCUCUUCCCCUCACGCAUUGGUUUCCAUCUCUUCCCCUCACGCAUUGGUUUCCAUCUCUUCCCCUCACGCAUUGGUUUCCAUCUCUUCCCCUCACGCAUUGGUUUCCAUCUCUUCCCCUCACGCAUUGGUUUCCAUCUCUUCCCCUCACGCAUUGGUUUCCAUCUCUUCCCCUCACGCAUUGGUUUCCAUCUCUUCCCCUCACGCAUUGGUUUCCAUCUCUUCCCCUCACGCAUUGGUUUCCAUCUCUUCCCCUCACGCAUUGGUUUCCAUCUCUUCCCCUCACGCAUUGGUUUCCAUCUCUUCCCCUCACGCAUUGGUUUCCAUCUCUUCCCCUCACGCAUUGGUUUCCAUCUCUUCCCCUCACGCAUUGGUUUCCAUCUCUUCCCCUCACGCAUUGGUUUCCAUCUCUUCCCCUCACGCAUUGGUUUCCAUCUCUUCCCCUCACGCAUUGGUUUCCAUCUCUUCCCCUCACGCAUUGGUUUCCAUCUCUUCCCCUCACGCAUUGGUUUCCAUCUCUUCCCCUCACGCAUUGGUUUCCAUCUCUUCCCCUCACGCAUUGGUUUCCAUCUCUUCCCCUCACGCAUUGGUUUCCAUCUCUUCCCCUCACGCAUUGGUUUCCAUCUCUUCCCCUCACGCAUUGGUUUCCAUCUCUUCCCCUCACGCAUUGGUUUCCAUCUCUUCCCCUCACGCAUUGGUUUCCAUCUCUUCCCCUCACGCAUUGGUUUCCAUCUCUUCCCCUCACGCAUUGGUUUCCAUCUCUUCCCCUCACGCAUUGGUUUCCAUCUCUUCCCCUCACGCGUUGGUUUCCAUCUCUUCCCCUCACGCGUUGGUUUCCAUCUCUUCCCCUCACGCAUUGGUUUCCAUCUCUUCCCCUCACGCAUUGGUUUCCAUCUCUUCCCCUCACGCAUUGGUUUCCAUCUCUUCCCCUCACGCAUUGGUUUCCAUCUCUUCCCCUCACGCAUUGGUUUCCAUCUCUUCCCCUCACGCAUUGGUUUCCAUCUCUUCCCCUCACGCAUUGGUUUCCAUCUCUUCCCCUCACGCAUUGGUUUCCAUCUCUUCCCCUCACGCAUCGGUUUCCAUCUCUUCCCCUCACGCAUCGGUUUCCAUCUCUUCCCCUCACGCAUCGGUUUCCAUCUCUUCCCCUCACGCAUUGGUUUCCAUCUCUUCCCCUCACGCAUUGGUUUCCAUCUCUUCCCCUCACGCAUUGGUUUCCAUCUCUUCCCCUCACGCAUUGGUUUCCAUCUCUUCCCCUCACGCAUUGGUUUCCAUCUCUUCCCCUCACGCAUUGGUUUCCAUCUCUUCCCCUCACGCAUUGGUUUCCAUCUCUUCCCCUCACGCAUCGGUUUCCAUCUCUUCCCCUCACGCAUCGGUUUCCAUCUCUUCCCCUCACGCAUCGGUUUCCAUCUCUUCCCCUCACGCAUCGGUUUCCAUCUCUUCCCCUCACGCAUCGGUUUCCAUCUCUUCCCCUCACGCAUCGGUUUCCAUCUCUUCCCCUCACGCAUCGGUUUCCAUCUCUUCCCCUCACGCAUCGGUUUCCAUCUCUUCCCCUCACGCAUCGGUUUCCAUCUCUUCCCCUCACGCAUCGGUUUCCAUCUCUUCCCCUCACGCAUCGGUUUCCAUCUCUUCCCCUCACGCAUCGGUUUCCAUCUCUUCCCCUCACGCAUCGGUUUCCAUCUCUUCCCCUCACGCAUCGGUUUCCAUCUCUUCCCCUCACGCAUUGGUUUCCAUCUCUUCCCCUCACGCAUUGGUUUCCAUCUCUUCCCCUCACGCAUUGGUUUCCAUCUCUUCCCCUCACGCAUUGGUUUCCAUGUCUUCCCCUCACGCAUUGGUUUCCAUCUCUUCCCCUCACGCAUUGGUUUCCAUCUCUUCCCCUCACGCAUUGGUUUCCAUCUCUUCCCCUCACGCAUUGGUUUCCAUCUCUUCCCCUCACGCAUCGGUUUCCAUCUCUUCCCCUCACGCAUCGGUUUCCAUCUCUUCCCCUCACGCAUCGGUUUCCAUCUCUUCCCCUCACGCAUUGGUUUCCAUCUCUUCCCCUCACGCAUCGGUUUCCAUCUCUUCCCCUCACGCAUCGGUUUCCAUCUCUUCCCCUCACGCAUCGGUUUCCAUCUCUUCCCCUCACGCAUUGGUUUCCAUCUCUUCCCCUCACGCAUCGGUUUCCAUCUCUUCCCCUCACGCAUCGGUUUCCAUCUCUUCCCCUCACGCAUCGGUUUCCAUCUCUUCCCCUCACGCAUUGGUUUCCAUCUCUUCCCCUCACGCAUUGGUUUCCAUCUCUUCCCCUCACGCAUUGGUUUCCAUCUCUUCCCCUCACGCAUUGGUUUCCAUCUCUUCCCCUCACGCAUUGGUUUCCAUCUCUUCCCCUCACGCAUUGGUUUCCAUCUCUUCCCCUCACGCAUUGGUUUCCAUCUCUUCCCCUCACGCAUUGGUUUCCAUCUCUUCCCCUCACGCAUUGGUUUCCAUCUCUUCCCCUCACGCAUUGGUUUCCAUCUCUUCCCCUCACGCAUUGGUUUCCAUCUCUUCCCCUCACGCAUUGGUUUCCAUCUCUUCCCCUCACGCAUUGGUUUCCAUCUCUUCCCCUCACGCAUUGGUUUCCAUCUCUUCCCCUCACGCAUUGGCUUCCAUCUCUUCCCCUCACGCAUUGGCUUCCAUCUCUUCCCCUCACGCAUCGGUUUCCAUCUCUUCCCCUCACGCAUUGGUUUCCAUCUCUUCCCCUCACGCAUUGGUUUCCAUCUCUUCCCCUCACGCAUUGGUUUCCAUCUCUUCCCCUCACGCAUUGGUUUCCAUCUCUUCCCCUCACGCAUUGGUUUCCAUCUCUUCCCCUCACGCAUCGGUUUCCAUCUCUUCCCCUCACGCAUCGGUUUCCAUCUCUUCCCCUCACGCAUCGGUUUCCAUCUCUUCCCCUCACGCAUUGGUUUCCAUCUCUUCCCCUCACGCAUCGGUUUCCAUCUCUUCCCCUCACGCAUCGGUUUCCAUCUCUUCCCCUCACGCAUCGGUUUCCAUCUCUUCCCCUCACGCAUUGGUUUCCAUCUCUUCCCCUCACGCAUUGGUUUCCAUCUCUUCCCCUCACGCAUUGGUUUCCAUCUCUUCCCCUCACGCAUUGGUUUCCAUCUCUUCCCCUCACGCAUUGGUUUCCAUCUCUUCCCCUCACGCAUCGGUUUCCAUCUCUUCCCCUCACGCAUCGGUUUCCAUCUCUUCCCCUCACGCAUUGGUUUCCAUCUCUUCCCCUCACGCAUUGGUUUCCAUCUCUUCCCCUCACGCAUUGGUUUCCAUCUCUUCCCCUCACGCAUUGGUUUCCAUCUCUUCCCCUCACGCAUUGGUUUCCAUCUCUUCCCCUCACGCAUCGGUUUCCAUCUCUUCCCCUCACGCAUUGGUUUCCAUCUCUUCCCCUCACGCAUUGGUUUCCAUCUCUUCCCCUCACGCAUUGGUUUCCAUCUCUUCCCCUCACGCAUUGGUUUCCAUCUCUUCCCCUCACGCAUUGGUUUCCAUCUCUUCCCCUCACGCAUUGGUUUCCAUCUCUUCCCCUCACGCAUCGGUUUCCAUCUCUUCCCCUCACGCAUCGGUUUCCAUCUCUUCCCCUCACGCAUUGGUUUCCAUCUCUUCCACUCACGCAUUGGUUUCCAUCUCUUCCCCUCACGCAUUGGUUUCCAUCUCUUCCCCUCACGCAUUGGUUUCCAUCUCUUCCCCUCACGCAUUGGUUUCCAUCUCUUCCCCUCACGCAUUGGUUUCCAUCUCUUCCCCUCACGCAUUGGUUUCCAUCUCUUCCCCUCACGCAUUGGUUUCCAUCUCUUCCCCUCACGCAUUGGUUUCCAUCUCUUCCCCUCACGCAUUGGUUUCCAUCUCUUCCCCUCACGCAUUGGUUUCCAUCUCUUCCCCUCACGCAUUGGUUUCCAUCUCUUCCCCUCACGCAUUGGUUUCCAUCUCUUCCCCUCACGCAUUGGUUUCCAUCUCUUCCCCUCACGCAUCGGUUUCCACCUCUUCCCCUCACGCAUUGGUUUCCAUCUCUUCCCCUCACGCAUUGGUUUCCAUCUCUUCCCCUCACGCAUCGGUUUCCAUCUCUUCCCCUCACGCAUUGGUUUCCAUCUCUUCCCCUCACGCAUUGGUUUCCAUCUCUUCCCCUCACGCAUUGGUUUCCAUCUCUUCCCCUCACGCAUCGGUUUCCAUCUCUUCCCCUCACGCAUCGGUUUCCAUCUCUUCCCCUCACGCAUUGGUUUCCAUCUCUUCCCCUCACGCAUUGGUUUCCAUCUCUUCCCCUCACGCAUUGGUUUCCAUCUCUUCCCCUCACGCAUUGGUUUCCAUCUCUUCCCCUCACGCAUUGGUUUCCAUCUCUUCCCCUCACGCAUUGGUUUCCAUCUCUUCCCCUCACGCAUUGGUUUCCAUCUCUUCCCCUCACGCAUUGGUUUCCAUCUCUUCCCCUCACGCAUUGGUUUCCAUCUCUUCCCCUCACGCAUUGGUUUCCAUCUCUUCCCCUCACGCAUUGGCUUCCAUCUCUUCCCCUCACGCAUCGGUUUCCAUCUCUUCCCCUCACGCAUUGGUUUCCAUCUCUUCCCCUCACGCAUUGGUUUCCAUCUCUUCCCCUCACGCAUUGGUUUCCAUCUCUUCCCCUCACGCAUUGGUUUCCAUCUCUUCCCCUCACGCAUUGGUUUCCAUCUCUUCCCCUCACGCAUCGGUUUCCAUCUCUUCCCCUCACGCAUCGGUUUCCAUCUCUUCCCCUCACGCAUCGGUUUCCAUCUCUUCCCCUCACGCAUUGGUUUCCAUCUCUUCCCCUCACGCAUCGGUUUCCAUCUCUUCCCCUCACGCAUCGGUUUCCAUCUCUUCCCCUCACGCAUCGGUUUCCAUCUCUUCCCCUCACGCAUCGGUUUCCAUCUCUUCCCCUCACGCAUCGGUUUCCAUCUCUUCCCCUCACGCAUUGGUUUCCAUCUCUUCCCCUCACGCAUUGGUUUCCAUCUCUUCCCCUCACGCAUUGGUUUCCAUCUCUUCCCCUCACGCAUUGGUUUCCAUCUCUUCCCCUCACGCAUCGGUUUCCAUCUCUUCCCCUCACGCAUCGGUUUCCAUCUCUUCCCCUCACGCAUUGGUUUCCAUCUCUUCCCCUCACGCAUUGGUUUCCAUCUCUUCCCCUCACGCAUUGGUUUCCAUCUCUUCCCCUCACGCAUUGGUUUCCAUCUCUUCCCCUCACGCAUUGGUUUCCAUCUCUUCCCCUCACGCAUUGGUUUCCAUCUCUUCCCCUCACGCAUUGGUUUCCAUCUCUUCCCCUCACGCAUUGGUUUCCAUCUCUUCCCCUCACGCAUUGGUUUCCAUCUCUUCCCGUCACGCAUUGGUUUCCAUCUCUUCCCCUCACGCAUUGGUUUCCAUCUCUUCCCCUCACGCAUUGGUUUCCAUCUCUUCCCCUCACGCAUUGGUUUCCAUCUCUUCCCCUCACGCAUUGGUUUCCAUCUCUUCCCCUCACGCAUUGGUUUCCAUCUCUUCCCCUCACGCAUUGGUUUCCAUCUCUUCCCCUCACGCAUUGGUUUCCAUCUCUUCCCCUCACGCAUCGGUUUCCAUCUCUUCCCCUCACGCAUUGGUUUCCAUCUCUUCCCCUCACGCAUUGGUUUCCAUCUCUUCCCCUCACGCAUUGGUUUCCAUCUCUUCCCCUCACGCAUUGGUUUCCAUCUCUUCCCCUCACGCAUUGGUUUCCAUCUCUUCCCCUCACGCAUUGGUUUCCAUCUCUUCCCCUCACGCAUUGGUUUCCAUCUCUUCCCCUCACGCAUUGGUUUCCAUCUCUUCCCCUCACGCAUUGGUUUCCAUCUCUUCCCCUCACGCAUUGGUUUCCAUCUCUUCCCCUCACGCAUUGGUUUCCAUCUCUUCCCCUCACGCAUUGGUUUCCAUCUCUUCCCCUCACGCAUUGGUUUCCAUCUCUUCCCCUCACGCAUUGGUUUCCAUCUCUUCCCCUCACAAAUUGGUUUCCAUCUCUUCCCCUCACGCAUUGGUUUCCAUCUCUUCCCCUCACGCAUUGGUUUCCAUCUCUUCCCCUCACGCAUUGGUUUCCAUCUCUUCCCCUCACGCAUUGGUUUCCAUCUCUUCCCCUCACGCAUUGGUUUCCAUCUCUUCCCCUCACGCAUUGGUUUCCAUCUCUUCCCCUCACGCAUUGGUUUCCAUCUCUUCCCCUCACGCAUUGGUUUCCAUCUCUUCCCCUCACGCAUUGGUUUCCAUCUCUUCCCCUCACGCAUUGGUUUCCAUCUCUUCCCCUCACGCAUUGGUUUCCAUCUCUUCCCCUCACGCAUUGGUUUCCAUCUCUUCCCCUCACGCAUCGGUUUCCAUCUCUUCCCCUCACGCAUCGGUUUCCAUCUCUUCCCCUCACGCAUCGGUUUCCAUCUCUUCUUCUGCCUCCAUGUCUCACUCUCUACUCCCUACCCUCCGCCCCUGCCCUUGCAGGCCACGCUGUACUCGCCACUGCAGCAGGCGCUCUCCUUCGCCGUGCCACUCGCCCCCACGCUCGCCUCCUCCACCACUCCUGUCGCCCUCAGCGGCACGUGCAAGAUGGGGCCCAUUGGCUUCGCGCUCAACGGCGUGCCCUUCUACAGUGCGUGUGACGCCCUGGGCCGUGACGCCUUGCAGUACGAGGGCUCCACCUUUGACUCGUGUGGGGGGCACCCCACGCCCUCGGGCCAGUAUCACUACCACGUCGCACCCGGCGUCGCCAACCCCUCCGCCAUCUCCGCAUCUCGCUCCACCAACUUCAAGCUCUGCAACUCGUCCUUCUGGCAGGACGUGCGCGGGCAGCACUCGCCGCUGCUGGGCUUCCUGGCGGACGGCAUUCCGCUCUUCGGCCCGCGGGCAGCGGGGGGGGCGCUGCCGGCAGGGCUGGACGAGUGUGGGGGGCACGUGGGCGACGGCAGCAGCGGCGAGCCGGCGUUCUACCACUACCACGCCAGCAGCACGGCGCCCUACACUGUGGCUUGCCUCAAGGGCUGCGUCGCCUCCUCUGACUGGGGCAACCUCGGCUCUACUUCCUGCACCCAGGCCACCAAGCAAUACGACUACUCAUCACUGGCGGCAGUGCAGGCAGCAUGA
Molecule: messenger RNA, 8037 nt
Organism: Closterium sp. Naga37s-1
Lineage: Eukaryota; Viridiplantae; Streptophyta; Zygnematophyceae; Desmidiales; Closteriaceae
Source: the annotation of a GenBank genome assembly